AUGGCUACAGUCACUGCAAACGGAGUGCAGCAAGAGAAUGGAUUCAGCACCACGAACAGCGCCGGCAGGAUGAACGGGCUUACCAUCGGCCAGAACACCAUUCCAAUGAAGGACCACGACGCCAUCAAGCUUUUCAUCGGGCAGAUUCCCAGAAACCUGGAGGAAAAAGACCUGAAACCCCUGUUUGAGGAAUUCGGAAAGAUAUACGAACUCACUGUACUGAAAGACAGGUUUACGGGAAUGCAUAAAGGAUGUGCCUUUCUAACAUACUGUGCCAGAGAGUCAGCACUGAAGGCCCAGAGCGCCCUCCAUGAACAGAAGACUCUGCCAGGGAUGAACCGGCCCAUCCAGGUGAAGCCAGCCGACAGCGAAGGACGAGGAGAAGACAGGAAGCUGUUUGUGGGAAUGCUCGGCAAGCAGCAGAGUGAGGACGACGUCCGGCGGCUGUUCGAGACCUUCGGCCAGAUCGAGGAGUGCACCGUCCUGCGAGGGCCUGAUGGGGCCAGUAAGGGCUGUGCCUUUGUCAAGUUCUCCAGCCACGCAGAAGCGCAGGCCGCCAUCAACAGCUUACAUGGUGGACAGACUAUGCCUGGUGCCUCGUCCAGUCUGGUGGUCAAGUUUGCAGACACUGAUAAGGAGAGGACCCUGCGCAGAAUGCACCAGAUGGCGGGCCAGCUCGGCAUCUUCAGUCCCAUGACCAUCCAGUUUGGGGCCUAUGGCGCCUACUCUCAUGCUGUAAGUCUCAGCCCGGCGGGGGAGGAGACGCAGAUGAUGCAACAGCAAGCAGCCCUGAUGGCGGCAACACAAGGGUCCUACCUGAACCCCAUGGCAGCCAUCGCUGCCGCGCAAAUGCAGCAAAUGGCAGCUUUCAAUGUCAAUGGCCUGGUGGCUACUCCCAUGACACCGUCCUCAGGCACCAGCACACCCCCGGGCAUCUCUGCCACAGCCGUGCCCAGCAUAGCCGCUCCUAUCGGGGUCAACGGAUUCAGUGCCCUCCCGCCUCAAAGCAACGGGCAGCCCACCUCUGAGCCCAUCUACACCAAUGGUAUUCACCCUUACCCAGCACAGAGUCCAACAGUGACCGACCCUCUCCAACAGGCUUAUGCUGGCGUCCAACACUACGCAGCAGCCUACCCUGCCGCCUAUGCGCCAAUCAGCCAAGCGUUCCCCCAGCAACCAACCAUCAUUCCCCAGCAACAGAGGGAAGGGCCAGAAGGUUGCAACCUGUUUAUUUAUCACCUGCCCCAGGAGUUCGGAGAUGCGGAGCUCAUGCAAAUGUUCCUGCCUUUUGGCAACGUCAUCUCUGCCAAAGUCUUUGUGGACCGAGCGACCAAUCAGAGCAAAUGUUUCGGCUUUGUGAGUUUUGAUAACCCGUCCAGUGCUCAAGCCGCUAUCCAGGCCAUGAACGGCUUUCAGAUAGGCAUGAAGAGGCUGAAGGUGCAGCUAAAGCGGCCAAAGGAUGCCAACCGACCUUACUGACUCGUCUGCUGUCCAU
Messenger RNA from Morone saxatilis (striped sea-bass), 1495 nucleotides. RefSeq names its product CUGBP Elav-like family member 3-B. Bases 1 to 1479 code for a protein of 492 amino acids. The record is from RefSeq and is a predicted model, not a curated record. Lineage: Eukaryota; Metazoa; Chordata; Actinopteri; Moronidae. Gene Ontology annotation, biological process: mRNA splice site recognition; regulation of alternative mRNA splicing, via spliceosome. Gene Ontology annotation, molecular function: mRNA binding. Gene Ontology annotation, cellular component: nucleus; ribonucleoprotein complex; cytoplasm. The transcript has 12 exons.